Molecule: messenger RNA, 1315 nt
Organism: Microplitis demolitor
Lineage: Eukaryota; Metazoa; Arthropoda; Insecta; Hymenoptera; Braconidae
Product: ADP-ribosylation factor-like protein 13B
Exons: 7
Coding region: 170-1237 (355 amino acids)
Biological process (GO): receptor localization to non-motile cilium; non-motile cilium assembly
Cellular component (GO): non-motile cilium; ciliary membrane
Molecular function (GO): GTP binding; GTPase activity
Source: RefSeq, a predicted model, not a curated record
UAAAUAUAUAUAAUAUAAUACAUGAUAUGCAUAUAUAUGUAGAUAAAUAUAAAAACUAUUCGGAGUUUCGUAUCAAAUAUGACAAAAUACGGGUACUGAUAAAAACAAUAUAUGUAUAUUUUAUAGUUCUCAUUUUCAUAUAUUUUAAUUACUAUUAGUAAUAAUAAUAAUGGGGAAUUGUUUAAGGAUAAUUAUUAAUAAAAUAAGAAAAAAAAGUGUAAUUAAAAAGAAUAUUGUAUUGCUGAUGGCUGGUUUAGACAAUUCUGGAAAAACUUCUGUUUUAAAUUGUAUAUCUAAUGAUCUUGAUGAAAAUGUUAUGCCGACAAUGGGAUUCAGAGUUGUGACAUUGAAACAUAAAUUUUAUUCAAUAAAAAUAUAUGAUAUUGGAGGCGCUGCUCAAAUAAGAUCAAUAUGGAGUAAAUAUUACAGUGAUAUACAUGGUAUAAUAUAUGUGGUGGAUGCUGCUAAUUUAUCACGAUUAAAUGAAAAUAAAUUAGUAUUUGCAGAAUUAAUAUCACAUGAGCAUAUUGCAGGAAAACCAAUAUUAUUACUAGCUAAUAAACAAGACGUAACUGGUGCAAUUGAUGAAUUAGAUCUUGUGGAAAAUUUGGACGUCGAACAUGCUGCUAAUUCAAUGCGAUGUCCAACCAGAGUUGAAACCUGUUCGUGUGUAAUUACACAGGAAUAUUAUAAACAAAAUACCAUGGGAAUUAUAAAUGGUUUCAAAUGGCUGUUAGAUACGAUAUCAAAAAAUUACACCGAAUUAAAUAAUCGAAUAAAAGCUUGUCAAUCAGUCGUCGUGCCAAUAAAUAAUCAUGUACAAAAAAGACCAUCAGUAUCAUCAAUUACUCCAUCUUAUACAUCAAUCAGGUCUAAUCCCUUCAAACCAAUAAACGAAUUAGUGAUUUCUAAUUCUGAUAAAAAUCUAUCCAAUAAAAACAAUCAUGUUAAUAAUAAAAAUAAUGGAUUUACGAUAAAAAAAUUUCUAGUCAAAAAUAAAACUGCCCCGAUGUCUGAAGGAGAGAUAAAUAAUAAAGGAAACGAUAUAGAAUAUUCAAGUAACGAAACUGACGACAGAGUUUCUUUUUUAGCAUUGGAUCCGAUUAAUUUGAUAUCUCAAGAUACCAAUGGAAGCUCAACACCUCAAGUCCGGCCAUUUACAGCUCCUGCUGCUCCACAACGAGCUGAUGUAUUUGUGAUGCCUAAUUUACCAGGGCAAGUGCUUAAUAAUAAUUAACAUUAACUAAUAAUAAUAAUAAUAAUACUAACUGUAUAUUUUUUAAAAUUGAUUGAUAUAAAAUUUUGUACCUGUAAU